Messenger RNA from Didymodactylos carnosus, 3172 nucleotides. Lineage: Eukaryota; Metazoa; Rotifera; Eurotatoria; Philodinida; Philodinidae. The record is from the annotation of a GenBank genome assembly.
AUGCAAACAAAUAUCCGGGCGCUCCGCCAACAACGGCAGCAACGUCAACAAGAGAUACGAGAGGCACGGCAGCAACGUCGAGAGGAACAGCAGCAACGUAAACAGGAGAUACGGGAGGAACGGCAGCAACGUGAACGGGAUAUACGAGAGGAACAGCAGCAACGUGAACGGGAUAUACGAGAGGAACGGCAGCAACGUCGAGAGGAACAGCAGCAACAUGAACAGGAGAUACGAGAGGAACAGCAGCAACGUGAACGGGAGAUACAAGAGGAACGGCAGCAACGUCGAGAAGAACAGCAGCAACAUGAACAGGAGAUACGAGAGGAACAGCAGCAACGUAAACAGGAGAUACGAGAGGAACGGCAGCAACGUGAGCAAGAGGUAUGGAAAGGACGGCAACAGCUCAGACAUGAGACACGCAGAAUCGAUCCACAACCCGAGCUAGAGCAGACGCUAAAAUUGUUCGAGGCCCCUAGAAGAGUUGAGCCAGAAACAGUCUUUUUCCAAUCUGCUCGUCAGAAACAACCAAGCGCGAAAUGUCCUUUGCUUCUGCUCACGUGCGAAUGGCUGCAAUCCGUAAACUGGCCGCCAUCCCUCUUCAACAGCGCAUUUGAUCGUUGCUAUUGUAAACAUUGCUAUCCAGCUCACUGGAACGAUGUUGAACUUGUAGCAGGAUGCAAAGUUCGACGUAUGAAAAAAGCGGAUAAUACUAAUGUUUUCAAAAAAUUUAGUGAUAAAUUAGAAAAAUUUGAGCAAAAUCUAAUAACUCACCCUUCAGCUGUACCAUUUUCAAAUGUAUUUCAAUCACCAUCCACUUCAUCAUUAACACAAUUACCUCAUAGUCACAGUGAAACAGUAUUGUAUAAUCAACAGUAUUCUGACACACAUACAAAUGACGAUUUGGUUUCAUUACAAAAUUAUUCAUAUGACAAUAAUAAUCAAAAUAAUGAUCCUACAAUACUAGUUAGACCACAAUCCGAUUCUUCAUUUCAGUCAGCAACAACAACAGGCACAUUCUAUCCAGAAGAAAUACCUGAAAAACCAUGGAAACCAAUCGCAUCAGAUCAUCCUAGUCAAGAUGUACAGAGUGAUGAUAAUAUAAUAAACUUUGAUGCUAAAAUGAAAAAAAAAUGUUUGGCUUUAAUGAAAGACAAGGAAGUGUCAUUAAGUGAUAUUAAACACUACGAUGCCAAAGAAUCUUUACUACGACAAGCUUUAUCAAUUAAUGUUCCUAGCGUUACUGUACCCAUAAUCAUGUUUUUGGAAAACACUUUAUCACAAUCUCUUUUCUGCGACUUGAUUAGCCAAUAUCCAUCAGUAAUCAGUACUUAUCUAAAUAUAUGCAAACUGUGCUCAGAUACAGAUGAUUAUGUAAAAAUGUUGAAACGCUUUGGACAAUUAGACGAACUUGCUUUGGCACAAUUUCGUCUAGCUGGUCAAACAACUGAUUUACCUGCAAAAUUUAGAUUUCUGGACGAAGCUAUAGAUAAACUUACUUCGAAUUAUUGGUGGCAAACACAAGUAUUUGAUUAUAGACGUUUACUUGAAAAACAACAAACAUUACAUAUUGCAACGACUACAACAUUAUUUAAAACGUUUCGAUCAUGUUAUGACACUGAAUUUCGACGAAAUGAUAAAAAUGUCAGUAAUAAUGUUAUUUGGGAUUUGUGUGUGUCUUUAUCACCAGAAUUGACAAUGUACGCUAAAUUGUCCGUAAUAAUCUCACAUGGUUUAAGAACAUACUAUCAAGAAUUUGUUAGUACAGCUCUUCCACAAGGUCUAUCAAGACAUAAGUAUAUUAUUUCUCCACAUGUACUUGUCGAUAUGGUGUAUAAAGCAUCCAUUGAUAGUGGUGAAAGAGAGCUGGCUAGUGAAAGAACAAAAAAAUUUUUAUUAUUGAUAACUAAUCCGGAAAAACGUUUGACAUAUGCUGAAAAAUAUGGCAAUUAUGAUGUUGCCAUUGAUACAAUUGUUAACAAUUUAAAAGAUCGUUCAAAAUUAGAAAAUUUACGUAAACGAAUGCCAAAAGAUCAUUAUGCAAUUAUUCGAGCAACAACACUUCUAGAAGUAGCGUACUUGUUUCGAUUAUACAUUUGUAAAAUAUGUUUGCUAUAAUUCGUGUUGUUUUGGUUUUAGACAACAAAAUGGAAAAAUUAAAUUUGUAUUAUUUUGUUUUGGCGAAGACUAUCAUCAUUUUCCAGUAUUAUUAGACAAUAUUCCUGUCAUUUGUAGAAAAGCACCGGUUACAACUGAUAAAUUUUAUCUUUUUUUCUGAAACGGGUUACCGAAGAAGUCUUUUUCUUUGUAUAAAUAUUGAAAGCAAGAAGAAGAAUACGCCCUCCCAUAGCUCAUAAUGUGAAAAAAUGUUUACUCUACAAAACUCAGUUAUUUGAGAACAUGAAUCUGCGUUGGGCAAAUUUUUUUGUGAAAAUAGUGCACAAUUUCGGAUUAAACGAAUAUAACCUAACGUCUUGCAUAUGAAAAUUAUGUUUUCUAUGCGAGAUUUAAAAUUCAAUACGCGAAUAAUAUAAACCCUGCGACAUUCCAUAACUGCUUACCCUCAGCCCCACUCACCCUCCCUUACCCUACACAGACUCACCCUCUACAGAUCUCCAAAUAAUUCAGUUCAUAAUCGGACGACAAAAAAAUUGUUCUGAUCAUCGUUAUCCAAUUGAAUAAUCAUUCGACUUUCCUGAUCGGCAAAAAGUCAUAUUGAAAAGUGUCUAAUUUCGGAGUCGCUCAAACGUCGGUCGCUCAAGUGUCGGUCGCUCAAACGUCGAUCGCUCAAGUGUCGGUCGCUCAAAUGUCGGAGUCGCUCAAAUGUCGGUCGCUUAAACGUCGGAUUACGGAUUUAUUUCCAGAGUUUCUGAAAAAUUUCGUUUUCCAGAAAAUCGGGUCUUAAGAAAUGCUUUAAGCCAUCGUAAUCAGCUGGUCGAGCGCUAUAAACUAGGGUAUAUCCCAUUGAAAAGUGAGAGUAACACUUGGGAACCUUUCCUCGUAAGUAAACUGAAAUCAAGUCAUAAGUAACAUAAGUCAAGGUAGGUUAUUCAACACUUGGCUUCAGUCGAAAAAUUACUUUCACCUUUGGACAAAUUAGAGCGACACCUUUUUUAAAAAAUCUGAUGUGCUAGCAUAAAACAGAACGAUAUGUGGGGCUGUUUUAUGGCAGGGC